AUCUAUAACUUCAUUCAUUUUAGACAUAGUCUCUCUAAUCUGUGAGUCUUUGUAAUCUGUAAUCUAUAUUAUAUGUUAUUUUAUUUGUGUAAAAUAUUGUUUUGAAUGAAUUUUUCGAAUAAAUUACGUAUGGGCCUCCUUCAUUGGAGACCCCUUCAUAGAUGUAGUAGUAAUAUAGCAAGAACCCCAAGAAAUGAAUAUCUAUUGGAAAGUCUUCGUAAAUAUUUAAAUAUAAGUGAGCCUAAAGCUGAAUUUAUGUGCUUGAAAUAUCCUGUUGUAAAAAGAUUAGAUGAAAAGAGCAUUAUACAUAUGAUAGAAAGUGUACAUAAACUUGGAUUUUCUAAAAAAAUAUUAGUAGAUGAGCCGUCUCUUUUCAGUUUACUACCAGUUACAUUGAUAUUUCGUUACAGAGUUUUACAAGAAUGUGGCUUUGUUGACAUACAACCAGCUGAUUUAUUAGGAUACUUGCCUUUGGUAAAACAGAAAAGUAUUGGGGAGUUAAAGAAGAUGGGGUUGAUUCCCUCUCAUAUAAACUUAGAAAAUCGAUUAGCUAGUCAUAUGACUCAGUGGCCUACAUCACUCACUAAUUUGAUUUAUGAAGAUGUCAACAAGUAUUCAUUAUACAUUUUACGCCUUAAAAUAAUUCAAAGAUAUCUGGAACUCCUUUUGGAUAUUAGCAUAGAAGAAUUCUAUAGAGGGGUAAAAACUUACCCAACAAUUAAACAUCGUCCACUUAAAACAAUUAAUGAGACAUUAAAUAUUUUGCAGUCACAAAUUAUGGUGCCAAAUUAUAAAAUAAAAUCAAAUUUUUAUUUAAUUCAUGCCGAUCCAGAUAAUUUAAAGAAUAUAAUUCAUAAUUUUAAAACAAUUGGUGGUAUUGAUAUUAAAGAAAUAAUAAGACUUCAUCCAAAGUUAGCUACUAAAAAUUAUAACACCCUUGUGGAAAUUAGAAAAGUGUUACAAGAAUAUAGUAUAAGCAAUGAGGCACAACGAAGAUGUUUUGAUAUAUAUACUCUUAGUCCUACUACUAUAAAGGAGAGAAUUGAAUCUGCUAAGAAAAUACCUGAAUUUUCUACAUUCUUCAAUCAUCCAAGAUUUCUGAAAAUGAUACACUAUAAAAAAACAGCAAUGAAGAGAUUGGCAAACUUAUACAGUAACAAUAAAAAAUGUCUCAGUUUAAAUAUCCUAUCUGGUAGUUCUGCUCACUUUGAAACAUUUGAGAAAACACCUGGUGAUCGCCUGGGAAAAGGUAAAGACUUGAUAUUCUGUAUAUCGCAAUGCCUGGAAAAUGACUACAGUGCAAGUGAUAUACGAAAAUUGAUAAAAAGACAUCCUUUUUGGAUCAAUAUUCCAUUAGUACAAGUUAAAUAUGUUUAUGAGCAGUUGUGUACGGAAUUCUCUAAGUCUGAUAUCUAUGAAAAUUGUUUUAUUCUUCUUUAUCCUUGGAGUAAGAUAAAAGAUAUACUUGAAGUUAUUGAUAGUCAGUCAACACAAAGACUACCUCAAGAUAUUAAUGAACAGUUAAAUAUAAACAAAUUGAACAAAUCAAGAAAAUUAAGUAUAGUUUUAUAUUUACUGGAAAAAAAUCAUUAUUUCUCUGGAAAUGGAGUAUGGAGUGAAGAUAAAUAUAAAAACAAAGUUGAUUUAACACAUUUAUAUGAAUCUGAAAAUUUAGAGUUAUCUACACAUACUUAGAUUUUUAAUAUAAAUUUGUUAUUAAU
Molecule: messenger RNA, 1721 nt
Organism: Galleria mellonella (greater wax moth)
Lineage: Eukaryota; Metazoa; Arthropoda; Insecta; Lepidoptera; Pyralidae
Product: transcription termination factor 5, mitochondrial-like
Exons: 1
Coding region: 106-1695 (529 amino acids)
Biological process (GO): termination of mitochondrial transcription; regulation of DNA-templated transcription
Cellular component (GO): mitochondrial matrix
Molecular function (GO): double-stranded DNA binding
Source: RefSeq, a predicted model, not a curated record